CACGCUUACAAAAAAAGGCCAAUCCUGCGUCACACUUAGACCUUAAUGAGACCAACUAUUGGAGGAGGGACGUUUACUAGAUAUGUUAGUUAUACGUCCUUGAUUGGAGACAAAGGAGAAAAAAUGAGUAAAGUAUCUCCAGAAGAAGAAAGAUCAAAGAUUUCUAAACAAGCAAAAUCUGAUAUUACUGAAGAUGGUAAAACAGAAAAUGGAGGUAGAAGUAAACGUAGGAAAAGACCGCGACAAAUGUUCUCACCUGAUGAUGACUCACAGCUCUCAAGACGAAAACAAAAGAAACCGAAACGUUUUCCCUUUUCUUCCACAGCACCAGAUAGACCUUGUGAUAUUCUUCAAGAUGGAACUCCAUUUUGUUGUGAUUUGUGCAAGUCAAGAUAUGUUAUCAACAGAUUCUCAAAGAAGUCUUUGAAGAAUAGGCGUUCCAAGCAUGUUCCAGCACCUAAACAGAAAUAUGAUCCAGUAAAACAGAAAAUGUUACUGUUAUGUAAUGCUUGUGGUCUUACUUUGGAUCGUCCUAAAAAGAGAAAGAACACUAGUUCUGUAUCGAAUGAACAGGAGAGAGAGAAAUACAUUAAAGAGGCAAAAGCAUGGGCAAAACAGUUAGCUGAUCAAUAUGAUCUUCCUAAUGCUAUACAUCUAUAUUGCCCUGUAAUUAAAAGAAAGAAAUGUUCCUGUCUACAGAUAUAUAUUGAGGCUAAUGGACAGGAAGCUGAGAAGCAAAAAAGGGCAUCACAGCUCAGUGCCAUGGCAUCAGAAGCUAGGCGUCUGAGUGCAUUAAAAUGUUAUGAUAGAAAUGAAGCUGAGAGUCUGAGAACACCUGAGAAAGCUUCAGAAAAAAGUCCUGAAAAACAGCAAGACAAUAUCACUGAAAAUAGUUCGGAACAAAACUCAGAUAAUAGUCCAGCAAAAAAGGUCAAGAGGAAUGUUAUCAUUGGACUUGGAAACGGGCACAAAAAGUCAGAGAAAUUUGCUGAAUUUGUAUUAAUGAACAGAGAUUACUUAAAGAGAAAACUUCAGCUGUGUGAACGUGCUACUCAGAAAAUUCUCUGUUACUCCAACAACUUCUUACAUAAAAGAUUAAAAACAGAGGAGAAACGAUUUCGUGCCUUGCCAGUGAAAGGAAAAGCUCGACUUGGACUGCUGCAAUCAUUUGAUGACUUAGCUAAAAAUAGAUGCUGUGUUGACAACUGUGUAAUGAUGGCUUUGACACACAGAACUUUAUUAGAAGAAUGGAGGAGAAGAGCAAUGCAAGGUCAAUUAGAGGCUAGAAGGGUUAUUGCUGAAAUGCUCACACCAACAGCAUGUGCCAGGAAAAAUUGUUAUACAUUUGUGACAGCAGUAACUGGAUGUUCAAGGACAACUAUAGUACAAGUGAACCAACAGAUGGCACAAACCAAUGGGGACAGAGAACCUCCUACUCAUGGACUCAAAAAAUACCACCAUAAAAGUAAAAAGAAAGAGCAAUCUAAAGCUGUGGCGCCACCUAUGGAGACCAUAUCUUCAGACAUACAGACAAAUGUUGUUGAUAGGCAACGGGAGCAGUUGCAGCAAUUGCAAGUUCAACUCCACGAACAACAAAUGCAGCUUCAACAACAGCAAGAACUACAACAACAAUUACUCCAACAAACAUUCUCAUCACAGGGCAAAAGUCACACAGAUAAUGUCAAUCUGCUACAAACGAUCAACAACCAGUUAAAUAUGCAGAUUCAAAAUACACAGAAAAAUCUUCAGCAUACACUUCACAAUAUGGGACUUCUAAUAGGUAUCAAUACUACUGGUAGUCAGGAUAACACAGCAAUCAUACCACAAGACAUACAAAAUAGACCUGGAACCAGUACAAAUAUAAAUCUUAGUAGUGGCAAUAUUAUACUCACACCUGCUCAGGAAUUAGGAAGUCAUAUGAAUGCAGAACAAUCAAGAGUGAAAAGUAAUGUUCAGAACCCAAGCAAGAUAUUGAAAUCAUUGGUUGGGACAAAUUUGACUCAAGUUCAGACAGUUAUUGAGACAAAUUCAAACAAUGCACAGAGUUCACAGGUCAUGUUCUCAACAGCAGGUUUUUCUUAUGUUCCUCAAAAUAACAUUUCUCAUCAAUCUCAGCAAAUUAUAAUUCAAAAUCCACAACAAGUAAUCCAAGCUCCACAAAACAUAGUCCAUACUUCACAGCCAAUGAUCCAAACACAACAGCCAAUGAGGCCACAGCAAAUAGUUCUUACUCAGCCAAACUAUCAGUUUGGACAAAUGUCGUCACAACAAGAUGAAAAUGUUAUAACAAUCCAGCCCAAUACAGUUAUAUCAACACAAGACCAAGGGGAGAUAAUAAUGAACCCAAUUUUAGAUAAUGGUGGAAACAGGAUAUACAAUUUUACAUUACCAAUCCAAGGGGCAGGCAAUCAGCAAAUAAUUUCUCUGGAAAACAUGCCUGCUGGUAAAGUAUCAGAAGUUUUAUCAAAUGCUGAGGUUGUAGAAAUGAGUUUUCCUAGUUUUCUUGAGAGUGCUAAAAAUUAUAGACAAGUUCAGACUGGUUCAACAUUUGUGACAGAGAUUAAUAGAGAUAAGCCAUUACAGUCAAAAAAAAUUGUUAAAUCAAAUGUGAGAGGAAAACCUCAAACUGGUAAGACGUCUCAUACACAGAAUUCUUCUUCAUCAAAAACAGCACAAACACAGAUUUAUACAAAUACACAAGUUAAUACAAAUCUAUCUGAUCGAGAGUUAUCUCCACCUAACAUGACUUUAUUUACCAAUAAUGGUGAAACAUCCAAUGAGAUGCCUUGUAUACCAGAUAUUGUUUUGAAAGAAUUUGCAAGAGCUUCACAGGUAACUAAUGUCAACAAUCCUACAAUUUAUACUGCUGCCCCAUUGGUCAAUCAGGUUAGAGCAGAUAAGAAUAUAAGCCAAUCAGUAAACAGAAAUCCUUUUAUAAGCGGAAACAUACCAGCUGAAGUCCUGAGUAUUGGACAAACUGAUGACUUAUCCAUAGAAUGUGUGAACAAUCCGUCAGGGAGGAUAACUGAUCAAUUAUCUGUCAAACCAGUCUCCAAAUCUACCCAAUCACAAAGAAGUCGAAAUAGUAAGAGAAAUUCAUCACAAAAUGUUAGUGUAACUCAGACAGUGUCACAAUGUCAUAAUCCAACAAUUCAUCACAUGGUCAGUAGUACAAAAACUAAAAUAGCAACGAAAAAUAAAGGACAUUUUGUAAGUCAAAAUCAAGUAUCAGUUCCAACAUCAACAUUAACAUCUGAAUACAUGAACUUCUCUCUCCCCUUAAGUGAUGUUAUUACAAUGUAUUCAAACCAAACUGUAGGACAAAAAGUGUCCAAUACUAAUGAACAUCAACAACUUCAGCUUACACUACAGAUCAAUCCAGUAUCGAGGUCCAGUGGCGAUAAUGCAUAUGGAACCAACACGGUGGAUUUGGGAUCACUAUUAAUUAUGGACCAAGAUAAUGGAUCACAAGCAAGUGAACCUCCCAAAACUCACAUCAACAAAAAAAUGUCAGGGAAGACAGAAAGUAUAUAUAAAAGUCAGAGGUCCCGACAGGACAGCCAAUCACUUGUGAUAGAUGAGGAUAUAUCCACCGAAGGCAACAUGACAGAUACAGAUGAAGAAGUACAAGAUAUUUUAAAAACAUCAGACAAAUCAUCAAGAACAGCAGGAAAUAGUCAAACUACAAUAGAGCAACCAGUAACCCUAGCUCAAAGAACUGGUACACUUCCUUUUCAACCAAUGGAAAGAUCAGAUACCAUGAUUAUUGACCAAUCAGUGGAAAGGUCUGAUACAGUAAUUAUUAACCAAUCAGUAGAUAGAUCUGAUACUUUAAUACUUCAGCAAUCAGAAACAAUAAGCUCUUAUGAAGAUAUUCAUAGAUCAGAUACUUUAAAACUUCAAGAAGAUCUAGAUCAACUGCCAACAAUUCACAUUCCUUUCGGAAUGAGAAAAGGAAGGAAAAGAGCCAAUGGAAAGAAACGUGUUAAUAAAAAGAAACAGAUUUUACAGGGUAACCAGACUACAUCAGUAUCGAGUCAACCUAGUGAUUGUAAACAGACAGUGAAUACUACUGACCAGGUUAUCUUGACUGGGGGCAAUAAUCAGCAUUGUCAGGCUUGGUUGCAAAAAAUUAUCAAUGAAGGGAAGAAAAAUUAAAAAUGUUUAAUAAAGAAAAUAAAGAAA
This is a messenger RNA of Mytilus trossulus (common blue mussel), 4185 nucleotides long. RefSeq names its product serine-rich adhesin for platelets-like. The record is from RefSeq and is a predicted model, not a curated record. Bases 46 to 4158 code for a protein of 1370 amino acids. Lineage: Eukaryota; Metazoa; Mollusca; Bivalvia; Mytilida; Mytilidae. The transcript has 14 exons.